Messenger RNA from Esox lucius (northern pike), 1758 nucleotides. RefSeq names its product protein C1orf43. Lineage: Eukaryota; Metazoa; Chordata; Actinopteri; Esociformes; Esocidae. The coding region runs from base 493 to 1251 and encodes 252 amino acids. Gene Ontology annotation, biological process: phagocytosis. The transcript has 7 exons. The record is from RefSeq and is a predicted model, not a curated record.
GCAUCAUUGGCUAAACUAAGCUCUUCUCUUUCCCCAAAAAAACUAGAAUGUUUUGUUAAAGAGACAGUAGCAAGGAAAUGAACACAGAGGAUGUCGCUUUUACGGUAUAAUGUGCGCUACAGGGUUAUUUGACUGGUAUAUAUACCGCUUAAAUGAAAAUUACCGUUAUUACGGUAGUUUAUGGUACUUGCAGACUCCGCGGUGUCGUAAACCACAACAAUAUAACCGUCUCUAGUUAACCUAUGUACAUUACUGUAUGUGUUGUCCACGAAUUCGUCAAUUGAUUCAAUACUAGGCUAGAAUGCUAUCUAGAAUAGCCAAAACAAUACAGCUGUUUCGUUGGGAUGCUGCUUAUACACAGGCCCAAAGUUUGAUACGAUAGGUUUUCUUCUGUGAUUUUUAGCAAGACACCUACUGUUACUUUUGAUUGCCAGCUAACGUUAGCUACUUACCAAGAAACCUCUGAAGAACCCUUUUAAAGUACAGUUCUCUAUGGCCGAGUCACCUUUGUCGGGUGUCAACGUAGUGCUUGUUAUGGCAUAUGGCAGUCUGGUCUUUGUACUGCUGUUUAUCUUUGUUAAGAGGCAGAUAAUGCGUUUUGCUAUGAGAUCCCGCAGAGGACCCCAUGCCCCAAUUGGACACAAUGCACCCAAGGGUCUGCGGGAAGAGAUAGAUGCCCGUCUUUCCAAAGUCCAAGAAAUUUGCUUUGAGCCACGACUUCUCUCGGAGGAUGACGAUAGGUUAACGCAUGGAACACAGUUCAGUUGCUUCAACUACCUGUACAGAAUGAAGGCCCUAGACGCCAUCCGGGACUCCGGGAUCCCACUGCACGAGAUAGGCCGCAACCCAAAUGCCAUCACUGGACGCAGUUUCCGCAACUGGCUGCUUGACCUGCGGAACUCCCACUCCCUGAUCAAGAGCAGCCGCAGCACUCUCAUUGACAAUCUGUUAGAGGGAUACGAAAGUGCACGCCAUGGAACAGGGGUAUUUGGGGAAGCUGAAUAUAUGAAAUAUCAGGAGGCUCUGAAUGAACUAGCCGAAGUUGUGAAAGCAUACUCCAGCUCCACCAGUCUAGACCAGCAUCACCAAUCAGCAGCCAAGGACCUGACAGGCUCACUAGCCCGCAGCACCCCCUCUACCAUCCAGGUCACCUACCUGCCCUCCACCAGCCAGCGUAGCAAGAGGCCAAAGCACUUUCUGGAACUUAAGAGCUUCAAGGACAACUACAACACACUGGAGAGCACCCUAUGAGGGUGAUGUCGUGCAUAAAGAUGACUCCAUCAGUUGCACGGAAGCAUCAGCAAUACCGAAAGCUGUUUGAGACAAUGCUUGUGAGAGGGCACAGUUGGUGCCAUUUAAAUUCCUGCUUUUCAUAUGCAUAUUAUUUGUAUUCAAUGAUGGAUAGUGUGAUUGAGAUGACACUACCUUGGCUGAAGUGUCUACCAAAAAACAUUGUUAUGAGUGCGUAGUGUAAUUAAAGGCCAUAAAUGGGCUCAUUUCAACUUAUGUUGACUUCAUUACCAUUGGACAGGAGCAAGGACCAUAAGACAAAGCAUGUGAAUGGAAUAUCAUGCAGGGCCUUUAUCCUAGAAUCUGUUAUACGUCUAUGGUACAGAUGCACUGGUGCUGACACAUUUACAAAGACUGUUCAAACUGUUUAAUGUCACCUGAACGUGAAUUGUUCAACUUGAAAUGUUUUUGUGCUAUUUAUGUAUUUGUUUUGAAUGUUUGUAGAUUGAAGUAAAUAUAUUUAUACAA